Messenger RNA from Ipomoea nil (Japanese morning glory), 1488 nucleotides. RefSeq names its product putative B3 domain-containing protein Os03g0621600. Gene Ontology annotation, molecular function: DNA binding. NCBI's taxonomy places the organism in Eukaryota, Viridiplantae, Streptophyta, Magnoliopsida, Solanales, Convolvulaceae. Bases 332 to 1300 code for a protein of 322 amino acids. The record is from RefSeq and is a predicted model, not a curated record. The transcript has 5 exons.
UCGCGAAUCGCGAUUUCAGUGUGUAAAACUGCAUGUCUGAGCUCAUUUCUGGUAAAAAAACAAACAAAGGUCUAAUUAGCUGGGAAAUUCUGCGUUGGUUGUGUGUGUUGAGAAGAGAAUAGGGAGAGCUUAAAUACCUCUCAUAUCAUCAAGAGGUUUCUUCUCACUUUCCUCCCUGUUUCUAUUCAUUUUUCCUAUCAUUUCUGGUUUACUUAGCUCAGUAACUUUGAAUCCCAAGUUUACUACAAGUUUCUCCUCUGGUUAGAAUGGGUGAAAAACUUCCACUGUUUUUCAGAUUUAUGGCCAUUCAUGGGUCUCCAACCAGACUUGUAUGCUAUUCUAUCUCCAUUUUCACUCUGUUUUCUUUCUAUAUUUUCAAGAGUCUAGCUCUAAAGUGAUUUUUUUUUAUUAUUUAAACAAACUUGGUGAACAGGAGCUCCCACCCAUUAUCUCCAAGAAACUUGUUGAACAGGAGGUUGAACAAGUGAUGUUAACCAGCCAAAAGGGCAGCUGGGAAGUUCAAACCCAUACAUUUGGAGGAGAGCUCUAUUUCACAAAGGGGUGGGAUGCUUUUGCCCUGCAGCAUGACAUAUGUUAUGCAGAUCUUUUACUGUUUGAACACACUGGUGGCUCCAGUUUUAAAGUGAGAGUGUUGGGUGCCACUUGCUGUGAGAAAGAUUUCCAAGGAGGAAGAGCACAAGGAAAGAAUGCAGAAGACUCUGUGAAACUGGAAGUGGACAUAGAUGAAGUGCCACAUGAUCAUGCACAUGAUAAGGUCACUAAAAGAGGAAGAACACAAGGAAAGAAUGCAGAAGACAGUGAAGAUUCUGUGGAAUUUGAAGUGGACCUAGAUGAAGUGGAAGUGGACAUGGAUGAAGUGCCUUCCCCUGUGAAAAUUCAGAAACAUGAUCAUGCAAAGAAGGUCACUAGAAGAAAGCGAAACCCUAAGGUUGUGAAUAUGUCUUCUACGGACCGUUCACAAUUCGUAAGAAGCAUAAAACAGUACAAUAUCCGACGUAGAUCUCCUUAUAUGCACAUACCCGCCAACUUUUGCCUAGCUAAUGGCCUUUAUUGCAAUGCAAGAAUAUGUCUGAAAGGUCCAUGCAGUGAACAAGAAGUUAGUCUUAAAGUUUGCAGAGGUGGGAGGACGAUAUAUACUAUCAUUUCUAGGGGAUGGUCCGAGUUCAUUGCAGGCAAUGAUCUGAAAGUAGGAGAGAUCUGCACCUUCAAACUCCGCAGCACAGAAGGCAGUUCAAAUGGUGUUGUGUUUGAUGUUGAUGUUCUUCGCAAAUCAACCUAGUCUUGAGAUCUUUUUUGUUGAACUGUUUUAAAAACUCACACUUUGGAUAAGAAACUCUAGUAGUAGGGCAUUAUGAUGUGAGUUGGGAAAUCUACCCACUUAGUAGAAAAGUGCGAGUCAACUAUUGAAAUUGUUGAUGUAAUGUUACAUGUGUUCAAAUCAUUAAGAAUUUCUGCAACUUUUACCUA